Histoplasma mississippiense is the source of this 1110-nucleotide messenger RNA. RefSeq lists its product as hypothetical. NCBI's taxonomy places the organism in Eukaryota, Fungi, Ascomycota, Eurotiomycetes, Onygenales, Ajellomycetaceae. Gene Ontology annotation, molecular function: DNA binding. The record is from RefSeq and is a predicted model, not a curated record. The coding region runs from base 1 to 1110 and encodes 369 amino acids. The transcript is spliced from 3 exons. Gene Ontology annotation, cellular component: nucleus.
AUGGCCAAUCUCCUUCUUGUCAGUCGAGGAUCCAACCCCUCACCCACAGUUGGUGAAUGCUGGGUACGAAACUUUGUCAACCGCCAUGAAGAGCUGAAAUCUAAAUUCUCCCGCAAGUAUGAUUAUCAGUGUGCACUAUGUGAGGAUUCUGAGGUUAUCCGUGGGUGGUUUAGACUCGUACAAAACACCAUUGCAAAGUAUGGGAUCCUGGAUGAUGAUAUCUACAACUUUGAUGAGACUGGAUUUCAGAUGGGGGUUAUUGGGACUGCCAGGGUCAUUACUGGGUCUGAAAGAGCUGGGAAUCCUAAGCUUGUACAGCCUGGAGAUCGGGAAUGGGUGACUGUUAUUGCUGGAAUUAAUGCAACUGGCUGGGCUCUACGUACGAUGAUUAUACUCAAGGGAAAGAUGCACCAGUCCUGUUGGUAUGAGACAGAAGGGCUGCCAAGUGACUGGGUGAUUGAAGUCAAUGAGAAUGGCUGGACUACUGACCAGCUGGCUGGAUUUGAUCAAUUCUGCUCUGAGAAUCAGAUUAUUGCUCUCUAUAUGCCACCUCAUUCCUCCCAUCUUCUUCAGCCAUUGGAUGUUGGCUGCUUCUCCUCACUGAAAACAGCGUACGGACAACAGGUAGAGAACCAAAUGCGGCUUGGAAUCAACCAUAUUGAUAAGGAGGAGUUUCUGGCCCUAUAUCCUGCAGCUCAGAUACAGGCCCUGACUGAGAGCAACAUUAAGAGUGGUUUUAGAGCAGCUGGGCUGGUUCCGUACGAUCCUGAGCAGGUUCUCUCACGACUUAAUACAACAAUGCAUACCCCCACCCCACCUGGGACCUCUCAUAGCUCUCAGGCCUCCUGGGCCACUGCUACACCACAUAAUAUACACCAGCUAGAGCAGCAGACUAAGAAAGUUAAAGGAUAUAUUAAGCGCCCUCAAGAGGGUGCUUUAAGGGUUGAAGAAGGCUUGGAUCGCGUACGAAGGGUCAAUGAAUUGGAAGGAGGGGUGGUUGAGGCUGCUGGCUCUCAACCACGAAAACGUGCAGCACCACGGUGUAGUGUAUGUGGGACUAUUGGACAUACUGCUCGUACAUGCUCUAAGCAUAUAGAAAUUAUCUCAUAA